Metopolophium dirhodum (rose-grain aphid) is the source of this 563-nucleotide messenger RNA. RefSeq lists its product as uncharacterized. The transcript is spliced from 10 exons. The record is from RefSeq and is a predicted model, not a curated record. The coding region runs from base 27 to 563 and encodes 178 amino acids. NCBI's taxonomy places the organism in Eukaryota, Metazoa, Arthropoda, Insecta, Hemiptera, Aphididae.
UACGUACAUUUUUUUAUACCCAAAAAAUGACUUUUAUUUCAUCUGUCAUCGUUUUAAAUGUUUCUAUCAUUUUAUUGAUGUUAAUUGCAUUUUCCAAUAUUACGUUUGUGUAUCAAAUACAGUCUUUAGAAUUGUAUCAACUUGCAAACUUAGAUGAUCCAGAUUAUGAAACAUAUUUGUUACAACCAAAGGCACAAUAUGAAAAAAAAUUGAAUAUUCAAGAAUAUUUUAGAUCAAUAAACAAAUUUAAACUGUCAGGUGAGAAAACUUGGAAUGCCCGACUUCAAAAUACUGGAAAUUCCUUUGAAGAGUAUUAUACUAAGACAUUUAAGAAUACGAUUGAAAAACUAACAGAGUGCUGUAAGGGUAAAUGUUCCGAAAACGUUUGCUCGGCCGAAUAUCAACUUCAAAAUAUUUUAGAUAUCGUACAUUCAAAUUCUAAUAACGACUAUAAUCCAGUGGUUCCUAGUGGUUGUGCAAGUUGUUUAUUUAAUUUGAAAAAACUAUUUAAGAAUAAUCCUGAGGUAAUUCUCAACAAAAAAAUUGGAGCCAUUGGUACGUAA